AUGGAUCCGAAUAUCAUGAUUCCCAACACCAGAAAAGAAGACUUCCCGCUCUUCAAGUACAAUGAGUUCGACGUGUGUGCACUCUGUGCACGCGCGGGCAAGAUGCGAGGGGAAAUUGCGUGCUCAUGCGACUUGAAUCAGCGUCCGGAACGAGGUGGCUUCAAUUGGGCCAUUUUCAUUGUAUUUAAAGAUGGCCUUGAAUGGGUUCUUCGCUCGCCAGUGGAGAAUCACCCCGCGAUGUCUAACGAGUAUGCCGCGAAACUUCUUGCAAGCGAAGCUGCUACGCUCAACAGCCUUGAUCAAGCACGCUACAAGCUGCCGUUGGGGAACCAUUGCUUCGCUGUAUCAGAACCAUCUAGAAAGGACUACCCCAACAAGGAUCAGUGGCAUGCUGCCCGCGAUGCUUGGAAUGACUUUCUCAACGUUGGACAAAAGAUUGACGGCGCCACGAACAAAGUCGACUAUAUUAUUGCUGCUCUUACGCUCAGUCGUUUGAUCUCUCAAUAUGCUAGAAACUGGUCUGAAAUUACCACAUCCCCGGCUAGCUUUCCACUCUGCCACCCUGAUCUCACUACGACCAACAUAUUCGUCGACGAUCAAUAUAAUAUUACGUGCAUCAUUGAUUGGGCUUAUACCACAGCUGUGCCUUUUCCUUUUCUUUUGUCACCACCAGGGUUUCCUCAGUCGCGGCACAAGUUAGAUGAGAGAUUCUGCCUUGGUUUCAGCCAUGGCUUCAAAGAUGCAGCGUCACUCAGCGCGGCCAGUCCACCAGUGGGGUUGUCUAUCCCCAAAGCUCUUGAGUGUGUCAAAAACAGUGAGUUUGCUUGGUGUCUCACAAGGUUUCUAGCAUUCGAUUCCACAGAUGACCUUUCCCCUUUCCGUACCAUGUGGGAAUCAAUCUACCCAUCAGUCCCGAAGCUCGAGUCAUAUUUCUUCUCACAAAGAGAUCUACGACAUUAUCGAAAACUACACAAAAAGAUCAGACUCGAGGACCUGUCGAAAACCCAGAUACAAAAACCAGAAACUGAUCUUUUCACCAAACCUUAG
This is a messenger RNA of Penicillium concentricum, 1047 nucleotides long. RefSeq names its product Aminoglycoside phosphotransferase. The record is from RefSeq and is a predicted model, not a curated record. The coding region runs from base 1 to 1047 and encodes 348 amino acids. NCBI's taxonomy places the organism in Eukaryota, Fungi, Ascomycota, Eurotiomycetes, Eurotiales, Aspergillaceae. The transcript is spliced from 2 exons.